CCAGAACCCAGUCUGUCACCUAACACCAUUUAGUCAUCGACCAAAUGUCAAAAUUGGGUCAAAUUACACACUAUAAGCCAACCAAAAAGGGUUGCAAGUUAUGGAUUUGGGCCAUACUAUGCACUCUUUUACUAUCCAUCGUUGUGGCUUCGGAGGCGCCAAAACCUGUGCUUGAAGAUCCUGCACCAGCGCGUUUUAUGCAGAAUGUACUGCAAUCAUCUGCUUCACAGAAUUACUGCAAUCCUAGCGGGCAAAUCAAGGAUACCUGUUGUGAUUUUCAGAGCGUAGAAGAGAUUCAAGACGAUAUUUUUGAUAAAAUUCAAGCCCUCGUCCGUACCGCUUUCUUUCGAUUUUACAAGUUAAAUUUAUGGCGAGAAUGCCCAUUUUGGAACGACGAUGGAUUGUGUAUGAAUCGAGACUGUUCCGUGGCUACGACCGACGAAUCAUCCAUCCCGGAAGAAUGGCGGCAGGAAGCCUUGAGCGCCCUACAAUUUACACCCAAAGAUUCAUUGUUCCAACCAUUCCAGGCUUGUCAAUACAAAGACGAAGAUUUCUGUAUGGUGGAUGAUCCAAGCGACAGUGAGGGUGUGUAUGUCAAUUUAUUGGAUAAUCCGGAGCGGUUCACGGGAUAUGCUGGCGCUUCCGCUGGCCGAGUGUGGAAAUCCAUUUAUGAAGAGAACUGCUUCGACAUUGUUCACAAAAUGACCGAAGGGUGCGAGACAUGCAAUAACAUUUUAAACAUGGGAACCAACUUGGAAAAGAACAGCAAUCCCUUGCGAAGCAUUGAGCAAGCUAGAAAACGGCCCGAUACCGGCGACCAAUUUCCUCACGUACCCGACAACAAGGCAGACAUGCGUCGACUGAUGCACGAUCUCGCAGAAGACGCCGAUGGAAGCGGAACCAAUGAGGAUGAUGUGUGCCUUGAAAAACGUGUCUACUACCGAUUGGUUUCGGGAUUGCACUCUUCCAUCUCUAUUCAUAUUUGUGAUGAAUUUUUCAAUCAGACAACCGGUCAAUGGGGCCCCAAUCUCGAUUGCUUUGUCACCCGUAUUGGAUCCCACCCGGAACGGUUGCAAAAUGUUUACUUUACGUAUGCAGUGGUGCUUCGGUCCAUCACGAAAUUGGGUGAAUACUUGGAAGCGUACAACUUUUGUAGCGGGGAUUCCGUUGAAGAUAUGCAAGUCAAGACCAUGGUUCAUGAUCUCAUCCGUGCUGCCAAAGAAUGCCCGCCUACAUUUGACGAAAAAACAAUGUUUCAAGGUCCGGAGGCCAAGGCUCUCAAGAUCGAAUUCCGGGAUCAUUUCCGCAAUGUGUCUCGCAUUAUGGAUUGCGUUGGCUGUGAAAAGUGCCGACUGUGGGGCAAAUUGCAAACGACAGGCUUAGGUACAGCACUCAAGAUAUUGUUCUCUUAUGAAGAAAAGAGCUUAAAUCCAAAGUGGAAUCCAAACCUGAUUCAGCGGGGUGAACUUGUGGCUCUAUUCAACACGCUAAACCGACUGUCGGAAAGCCUAAGAGCCAUCCAAAAGUUUAGAAUCAUGUACCAGGAGAGAAUGAACGCUUCAUCACAGGAGCUUCAACUCACGGAAGCGGUAUCUGUGAAAGUGAAAAGGAUACUACACAAUUAUCUGACGCACGGGUUCCACCUAGUUCUUCGAGGUUUUCGUUUCGUCCUGUCAGAAAUGAAGCAACGGUGGGACAUACCGCUGCCAUCUUAUCUCGAAUCUUUCAUGUCACACCGGGGUUAAUCCUCAGCAGCAUAUUAUCCGCUUCUACUAUCCGGUGAUAUGUAGAAAUCAAUCAUAGAAUAACAACAGCAUCAAUAUCUAUGGUUUUGUGUUCAAAUCAAACUUUAAAAUAGUACGAAUGGACAUAAAGCAAGGUCUUUCAAAAUGGU
Messenger RNA from Radiomyces spectabilis, 1894 nucleotides. RefSeq lists its product as uncharacterized. The record is from RefSeq and is a predicted model, not a curated record. Gene Ontology annotation, biological process: protein folding in endoplasmic reticulum. Gene Ontology annotation, cellular component: endoplasmic reticulum; endoplasmic reticulum membrane. NCBI's taxonomy places the organism in Eukaryota, Fungi, Mucoromycota, Mucoromycetes, Mucorales, Radiomycetaceae. The transcript has 10 exons. Bases 45 to 1745 code for a protein of 566 amino acids. Gene Ontology annotation, molecular function: thiol oxidase activity; protein-disulfide reductase activity; FAD binding.